Messenger RNA from Coregonus sp. 'balchen', 9174 nucleotides. The record is from the annotation of a GenBank genome assembly. Lineage: Eukaryota; Metazoa; Chordata; Actinopteri; Salmoniformes; Salmonidae.
AAUUGAUUUCAAAAUCAUUGGGCGUUGUACUUUACUAUCAACGCCUCUAGGUGGGGUGGUGAUUUUCUUAACCGAUUCUAUACUAUCCGGACCGCUCGUUGUUCAGUUCUAACCGCGACUCCUAUCUUCUCCCUCUCCAGUUGAAGCCUCAUCUGCACAUACCACUUUAAAUGUAGGACCAGGACAAGAUGGCGGGUACGUAGCCUUUAUUUACAUUAGCUUCGGGGAAAUGCGUUAUUAAGACUUAUUUCCGUCCCAUAUUUAAAAAGUUUCAAGUGAAAGUACAAUUAAGCUAUUGAUUGAGUAUCCUUUCAUUCCGUUUUUGGUUGUUUUUACAGAUAUAUCUUUGCUGCAAGAGGAUUCGCAGGAGGAGUUGGACGGAUGUAAGUUUUCAGUGUGGAACUCUUACUACUAGGGGACUGACUAGCUUGCUACAUAAUUGCCCUGUCGGCAAUGGAGUUCACGGGGGGGGUCGUAUGUGUGGACCUUGAGUAUACGUGUUGGACUGUCCCCUUUCUUAGCAACUUACUGAACUUUUCCCUCUUCGAUGUGUAAAGAGGUAUAUUCACAUGUUACAUUUAAAUGCUUGCAAAAGUAGUUUCGUAACAGCUAACGCUAUGUCACGCGCACAGUUAGGUCAUAAACUAACCAGCUAGCUAGCAAGCUAAUUGGCUAGCUAGCCUCUGAAAUGGCCAGAUAGCUAUCUAGCUCAGCUAAAGCAGAUUAACAGUAACAAGCGGUUCGAUUCACUGCAUUGUAUUCAAUUUGAUUAUGAACAUCUCGCACCCCUCGGUAGCUAGGUUCCAAACCUAAUCCAUCAAGCUUGCGUGCAGGAUAGCUAGCGACCUAGCUAGUUACAUCAGUGGAGGGAGGUUGUUGGGUUUUGUUCGACUACAGUAUGAUACUCGCUAAGGGCCAUUAGUCACUCAACCUGAACCUCCCUGAUGUGGAAUGUUAAUGGGUUUGGAUUAUUUGGUUUACUAGCUAAACUAAAUUAGUUUGAUAACAAAACCAGCUAUACUGAAAAAAUAUAUAAAUGCAACGAUUUUACUGAGUUACAGUUCAUUAUAAGGAAGUCAGUCAAUUGAAAUAAAUUCACUAGGCACUAAUCUCUGGAUUUCACAUGACUGUGCAGGGCGUGCAGCCAUGGGUGGGCCUGGGAGGGCAUAGGCCCACCCACUGGGGAGCCAGGCCAGACCAAUCAGAAUUUGUUUAUCCCCACAAAAGGGCUUUAUUGCAGACAGAAAUACUCCUCAGGUUCAUCAGUAGUCAGGGUGGCUGGUCUCAGACGAUCCCCCAGGUAAAGAAGCUGUAUGUGGAGGUCCUGGGCUGGUGUGGUUACAUGUGGUCUGCGGUUGUGAUGCCUGUUGGACAUACUGCCAAAUUCUCUAAAAUGACGUUGGAGGCGGUUUAUGGUAGAGAAAUUAACAUUACAUUUUCUGGAAACAGUUCUGGUGGACAUAUCUGCAGGCAGUAUGCCAAUUGCACGCUUCCUCAACUUGAGACAUCUGUGGCAUUGUGUUUUGUGACACAACUGGCCUUUUAUUGUCCCCAGCACUAGGUGCACCUGUGUAAUGAUCAUGCUGUUUAAUCCGCUUCUUGAUAUGUCACACCCGUCAAGGUGGAUGGAUUAUCUUGGCAAAGGUGAAAUGCUCACUAACAGGAAUGCAAACACAUGUGUUCACAAAAUUUGAGAGAAAUAAGCGUUUUGUGCGUAUGGAACAUUUCUGGGAUCUUUUAUUUCAGCUCAUGAAACAUGGGACCAACACUUUACAUGUUGCGUUUUAUAUAUUUUUUCACUAUAGAUUGAUAUCACUAUCCAGCAUACAUAUUAGACAAUUUGGGGACUGGCAAAAGUGGGAAAUUGAUGCACCCAGCCUGGCCGUAUUGCAAUAACUGGGAUGUGCAGUUACUUGACACUGUUACAGUACAAGCUAGUUAUUUAUGUUGCAAGAGGGUGGAUUGCUUUGUUUCUAUAGUGCAUCAUGCAACAUACCCAUACCAUUAUGAAACAGUCAACAUGCAAUAAGUCCACCUACAUAUAACUACCUUCCUCCCACAGAUCCACACCUGCUUUUAAGCUAUGUGCAUUUUGCCAUGUUUAGAUGUGUUCAUUGUAGGCCUAUGUUGAUGACAUUCAUAUGUUUUCCUCUCAUUAAAUCUGUAAUUUUCACUUCUGCACUUUUUUGUGUUGGACCUUAUUAUUUUAACUACUGCUGAUAUGCUAAUAGAUUUAGCAUUGGUGCCAAGCUUCUGCACUUUUUUGUGUUGGACCUUAUUUUUUUAACUUCUGCUGAAAUGCUAAUAGAUUUAGCAUUGGUGCCAAGCUUCUGCCACUACUGCAUGUCAUGUCAUUCACUCACUGUUCCUCAUCACUGUCACUCACCGGCCUGUCUGGGUGGUGGUGGGUGCCUCUCAUGCACUAUAUUUCCAAUGUCUCUACUAGUUGGUGUGGAUGACUACAGCUCAGAGUCUGACAUCAUUAUUAUACCUUCAGCCUUGGACUUUGUAUCGCAAGAUGAGAUGCUGACUCCUCUUGGAAGAUUGGAUAAAUACGUGGCUAGUGAAAACAUUUUUAACAGGUAGCUAUCCAAUGGAACAUUAUUAGAACACACAUUUUAAAAUACUUUUUAAAUUUAUUCUGGAGAAUAGUCAAAUUGGUUCAUUUUAUGCAUGGUUGUUAUUGUGUGAAUUCCAGACAAAUGGUGGCACGAAGUUUGUUGGACACACUUAAAGCUGUGAGUGAGGAUGACAGGGACUGUAUCACUGUCUUGGAGAGAGUGGGCCGACUGGCCGAUGACUCAGGUAAGACCCCAUCGCUGAAUGAGACGUGGCUGUUUCAUAUUUAACGGCUGACUGUAUUGAAAACACCAAACUUGUCUGUCCAUCAUGUCUGCAUGCUCUGGACAUGCCCCUAUUUCUGUGUCAUUAAGUAGCCAGCCUGUUCUCCUCAGCUGGUCACCAGUGCAGAGAUAGGCCUAUGAAUGUUUGAUGGAGCGGUGUAUUUAACUGACUGUUAACUGCACCUGGCUGCCAUUUCACACAGGUGAAAUGCAUUUAGCCUGACUUUUACAGCCGGUCCCUGUUCAACCCCCCUUGGCCCUAACCCUUCGAUGUUUGCAGAUCUUUAAGGUUAGGUAGGCUAAGCAAUAUAGUGGAAGGUGCACCACUGCUUCUACCUAUCCAGGCCGUUCAGAUCGGCCAAGUUUCAAAUUUUGAUGUCACGUGCACAAGUACAGUGAAAUGUCUUUCUUGCAAGCUCUAAACCCAACAACACAGUAAUCAAUGUAGUACUAAAAAGAACACAAGGUAGAACAAAAACGAGAAAGUAAGUAAGCUAUAUACAGGGUCAGUUCCAAUACCAUAUUUAUACUGAAAAAAAUAUAAACGCAAUAAUUUUAAAGAUUUUACUGGGUUACAGUUCAUAUGAGGAAAUCAGUCAAUUGAAAUUAAAUUAAUUCAUUUUGGCCCUAAUCUAUGGAUUUCACAUGACUGGGAAUACAGAUAUGCAUCUGCCUCACAAUGGGCCUCAGGAACUCGUCGCAUUAUUUAUUUGCAUUCAAAUUGCCAUCGAUAAAAUGCAAUUGUGUUCGUUGUUCGUAGCUUAUGCCUGCCCUUACCAUAAACCCGACGCCGCAAUGGGGAACUCUGUUCACAACAUUGACAUCAGCAAACCGCUCGCCCACAUAACGCCAUACAUGUGGUUUGCGGUUGUGAGGCUGGUUUGACAUGCUGCCAAAUUCUAGAAAACGACAUUGGAGGCGGCUUGUCAGCAUGCCAAUUGCGCGCUCCCUCAACUUGACAUCUGUGGCAUUGUGUUGUGUGACAAAACUGCAAAUUUGAGUGGCCUUUUUUUGUCCCCAGCACACCUGUGUAAUGAUCAUGCUGUUUAAUCAGCUUCUUGAUAUGCCACAUCUGUCAGGUGGAUGGAUUAUCUUGGCAAAGGAGAAAUGCUCACUAACAGGGAUGUAAACAAAUUUGUACACAACAUUUGAGCUCAUGAAACAUGGGACCAAUACUUUACAUAGUCCGUGUAGCCAUUUUGUUAGCUAUUUAGCACUCUUAUGGCUUGGGGAUAGAAGCUGUUCAGGAGCCUGUUGGUGUCAGAAAUCGAAGUGUUGGGGCCAUGGGGAAGUGGUAGGGAUUAGGAAAUUGAUUGGUCAUUAUUAGCUGGGAUAACUCAAGUUUAUUUGUGCAAUGGUUAGGUCUCUGUAAUUCUCUGAAUGUAGGCUAGUGUACUAGCAGUGUCCUUGUAAGCGCAGGGCAUGAUAGCGUAAUGCAGUAGCCCUGCUUUGCUUUAUCUUUGCCAGGUCGCUGUUGUAAAUGAGAACUUGUUCUCAACUGGCUUACCUGGUUAAAUAAAGGUUAAAUAAAAGAAAAAGAAAAUGGUGCAUGCAUACAUUAGAGUAGCAACCAGGUCCCUUAACCCUGGAGUACACUGACCAGAGCGGACCUUAGUCAGGCAGUGGGCAUGUUUUAAAACAACUUCAUGAAUAUCGUAAAUAAUAAUGCACAUGAAAAAGGUUUUCCCAUAGCGUUUCAAAGGUGGGUGUGCUUUGGGGACAUUUGGGCCUGCCUGGGAAAUAUUCUAGUCUAUUUAUUAGUGGAUUGAUGUAUGUCUUUCAAAUGUAGGCCUAACUAAAUUCACAUCUGAAGUUAAGAAAAUAUAACUGUAUUUCUGCAGAUAAUCUCUCUGGACAAAUUAUAUCCUCCCUAUGGACAGAGGAGGAUAUCAUUAUAUUUGUCCAGAGAGAUUGUGUCCCCAAAGGCCUUUUGAAUGGCAAAAUGAUCUGGUUUCAUCAUCCAGCCAGGGUGCUGCUGUCUAUGAUGUAAUCAGAUCAUUUUGUUUUUAAAAGGCCUUUGAUCUUUGGGCUUUAUUGGCCCCUUUUCUACUGUUUUAUAAAAUAUUUUUAAAUGGAUGACCUUUCUCUUUCAGAGCCCACUGUAAGAGCAGAGCUAAUGGAGAAAGUUCCUCACAUCGCCAUUUUCUGUCAAGAGAACAGACCUUCCAUUCCGUUUGCCUUCUCUAAAUACUUGCUACCGAUCGUCGUGAGAUACCUGGCUGACCAGAACAACCAGGUAACAAGCGUGUGACAAUUCAUUACAUUAUCCCUCAGUGUGUUGUUAAUCAUACUUCUUCUACUUUUCAAAUGCCUCUAUAUGGCCAUUGACACAUGUUAAAUUUACACCAAUUUAACGUUUUUCCGAUGAUGAAUUAAGCUGCGAAAAGAAACAUUUCAUCGCAACUCUAAUAUUUGUCUAAUGUUAUUAAUAACUUCUAUAUAAUGAUUCUGAUGUCUCCCCAGGUCAGAAAGACCAGCCAGGCAGCCCUGUUGGUGCUGCUGGAGCAGGAUCUGAUUGAGAGGGGGGACAUUGAGACCCUGGUGUGCCCCGUCCUGGUGGACCUGACCGCCCCCGACAGCAACGACGACGUCAAGACGGAAGCCAUGGCCGUGAGUCACGUGACCAAGGAGAUGUCUGAAAUGGCACCCUAUUCCCUAUAUAGUGCACUUCUUAAGUUGGUUUGAUGGGUUCUGGUCAAAAGUAGUGCACUACAUAGGGAUUAGGGUGCUAUCUCAGAAGCACGAGUGUGAGAUGUAGUAUGGAGCAGUUUAUUCAUGACAUGAUGCUCACACCACAUUGUUAUAUUACCAGGCAGCCAGUGUGCCACUUUAAGAUAUGCUACUUUAAAACAUUAGCAUUUUAUGUCAUGAGGUUGACCACUUUGUUUUAUCUGGCUUGCUAUUUACCAUAGCUGUGAUAUACAGAGGUAGGCUGCAGCCAGCAUUCAAAUUAAUGUUUGUCCUUCUGCAGAUAGUGCAAGGCAAGAGUAUUUCAAAGUUGUCCAUAGGAUGCAGGUAGUGUUUUUGUGAUGUGGCCAAACCUCCAUGUGAUGUGAGGAGGAUGCUGACAGACUUUAUUUUGACUCUGUGUUUGUGUCUGUAGAUCAUCUGUAAGAUGGCCCCCAUGGUGGGCAAGGACAUCACAGAGCGCCUCUUCCUGCCCCGCUUCUGUGAGAUGUGUUGCGACUGCAGGAUGUUCCACGUGCGCAAGGUCAGUAGGAUCUAGACUAGGGUUGUGUUCAUUCGGCACCAAAUGGAUGAAAACGGACUGAAACGGGAGGGAAUACCUGAAAUUGUUAUCCGUUGCAAUUUUAAAAAAUGUUUUCUGUUGUGUGCCGUAAUGAACACGACCCUGGAUUAGACCACUCACAGGCAGUGGUUGUCCCACUGUCUAUGGGUAAUGGGGACUGAACACACUCAAUCAGACUUUCUCACAUGUAGUAUUGGUCUUUUCAGCUUUUUUGUUUAACGUAUUGUUAUAUCUGCGUGGGCUUUGAGUCAAUGUUUUAGAUGUUUUGUUUUCUGUGUGUUUAUGGCAGGUUUGUGCAGCAAACUUUGGCGACAUUUGCAGUGUUGUCGGAGGAGAGGCGACAGAGAAACUCCUGGUACAUGUUGACCUCUUUUGGUUUCAUUCUCAGCCAACUGACUUGUUAGCUUUGUCACACCAAGGUUUACUCAAAUGAGUCAUCUGACAGCCAGAAGCUACUAUUGUGCCUAAUGUCGUUCCCAACUGCCACUGUAUUGUCAGUUUCUCUGCACUCAGUGUAUUGUUCUGUUGCAACUGUGUUGUGACCUUGAGAUUGUAACGGGUGACCCAUUGACACGCUCUCUCUCUGUGUGACUCCACUCAGUAGCUUGGCCCCGUGCGACAAGGAAAAGGCAUUCCAAGCUCUGACUAACUGAAAUUGUUAUUUUGUUUUCUGCCUUCCCUUUCUCUCCCACCUCUCUCCUUUCCUGUCCAGCUGCCCCGCUUUUUCCAGCUCUGCUCGGACAACGUGUGGGGGGUGAGGAAGGCUUGUGCCGAGUGCUUCAUGACCGUUUCCUCGUCCACCUCGCAGGAAGUGCGCAGGACCAAGCUCUCCUCGCUCUUCAUCAGCCUCAUCAGUGACCCCUCCCGCUGGGUGAGCACUCGACAGAAAGAUGGAUUUUCUACCAUUUGGCAACCCACAUCCACAACCUGACCCGAGGGGUAUCCUACGAAGCAAGCUAGAUCUACUCUGGGUUUUCCAAAGCUAACCAGCUUGUUAACUUAGCAUUCCACUUCAGGUUUCAUCCGCACUACGACGGUGGAUAUUGCUCGUCCGCCUGCCGUUAACUCUAGCAGGCUUUUAACUGCGCGUGCAUGUCGCACAUGGCUAGUCAAACACUGAAUUCUUCAUUGAGACAAUGCUGAAACGUCAAUCCAUGGGCAAGUCAGUGCCACACUUUCAUUUUUGCCAAAAUCGAUGUGAAAGUCAUCUUGCAAAUUCAGCAAGCUAUGGUGUUGAAGUGCCGACUUUGGUGUGCUUAGUAAUGUACAACUACCUUUUUUCCCCCAUUCCUAUCGAUAAAGGUUUUGUAUUAAGGAAUAAAAAAAAGUCAUACUGUGCGUGAAGUUUAAAAUGCAUUCUGUCAUUACUAAAUGUGUAAUGUGAUGUAUUUUUGUAACACACACAAAAAUACAUUUUGAUUUAAUAAAAUAUUUAAUCAGCCGUCUUCCUCAAAUGAAGGGGAUGAUGACGCAAUCUUUGCAACUUAUGGCGCAGUCAUUUCAUUCAGGCUAAGUAGAGUUAGCCUUCCCCAGAGCACAUUAGUUCUGAAGGAUUCGUUACCAUAGAAAUUUACCUGACUAAAAAGUGAGCCACUUUCGUAUGACUGGUUAUCCCGAGUUCAACUCAGUUGACCAAAGUUACCUCGCUAACUCCUCAAACCUGCUUUGUAGGAUACCCCUCCAUUGGUAAAUACUUUAGCAUAGGCAUUAAACAUUGACCUGGGGCUAGUUCAUGCUCUAGGUAGUUUGCUGUAGGUAACUCACUUUUCCAGUUUGAAAAUAACUUUUUAGAGAAAAUGUUUUUUACUGCAGGGCCUGGUAGUAGUAGUGUUUUUUUCCCCAAUAGUUAGCCCACCAUUAUGGAAAAUUGACAUUACAUCUUUUAAAAGCACGGCUGACAUGCGACUUAGGACAUGUCAUGACACAUGCUUUUCUCUGCUUCCUUAUUUUAAUGCACAACUUGCCUACUCUUUACAAUGAGUGUAAGUAAUUGUCAUGUCAUACUCAUUUGUUCCUGGACCGCUUGUCUCGUACUGUGUGUCUCUCUCAGGUGCGUCAGGCUGCCUUCCAGUCUCUGGGCCAGUUCAUCUCCACGUUCGCCAGCCCCAACAGUGUGGGCCAGUACUUCAGAGAGGGGGAGGAGGGCGAGUGCAACUGUGUCCAUCCACAGAACAGGUGCAACCAUUUUGGGCCUUUUGAGCAGGCAUCUAAAAGGGAAUUUACGUGAAUGGCUGGAUCCUUUCUUUCUGAAGAAAAUCCACCAAGCUUGUAUUGAGAUUUGAACUGCUUUGUUUGUAACUAGCUUCCUUUCUCUCCCACAGUAUUGAAGAGAAACCACUGAACUCGGACACUACAGACCCCUCCCUAAGGGCUAACACAGAGAAUUACUCUCAGAGGCACUUGCCUGCAUGCACAAAUGGCAACCAAGAGGAGGGUUGUCCACAACAGGACUGCAUUUUGACAGGCGACCUGGGGGAGGGGGUGUUGUGCCGGACAGAGGAGGUAGGAGGUGUGGAUGUGGCGGAGGAGGGGGGUGGGGAGCAGGCGGCGGAGGCCUUGACGGACGCCUCGGACGGUGGAUCGUGCUGCGAGGAUGCCGACAUAGGUCCUGAGUGCCUCUGUGGCGAGAAGAGCAAGAAGGAGCCUUCCUCGCUAAUCCCUGACUCCUUCGACACAGCAGGGGCUCGGGAGGAGGAGGAAGCCCCUUCAGGGCAUACUGAGAACGAGCCAGAGCCACCUGAGAAGCACACAACCUCUAACGAGAAGGAUGACUCACCAGCAGACAUAUCUGAGCCCUCAUCCUUGCCUGAGCCAGCAGACGAGUCCCCCUCUGUCAGUCCUCAGGACAGUAUCCCUGAGCAGGAGCUCUACAACUCCUUCCACUUCUGGAGGACGCCCAUCGCUGAGAUGGACCUGGACCUGGAACUGCUCCAGCAGGGUGAAAGUGGCCAGGAGGAGCCCCCCAGCUAUGGCUCCUCCAGUCAGGGCAAGACUAAGGCCUCGGCACCCAUCCUGGACCGGAAACAGCUGGAAGAGCUGAUUGAAAACCUGGAGCCUCAUAUUGAUGACCCUGACGUGAAA